AUGUCAAACCCAGACGAUUCAACACCUGCCGACAGCUUUAUCAGCAAGGAAGAUGGCCUAAAAUACUGGGAGGGCGUCGGUGCUGAUGUCAAUGGCAUGCUAGGCGGCAUCCCUGCAGUACAGGGAUUCUACGGCAUCUUGAGGACGGACCUCCAGGGCUCACGGACAUUUUUAGCCAAGUUGGGCAUCGGCAGCAAGAAUGGUCGGCACAAGGUGAUCAAUGCACUGGAGGGUGGAGCAGGCAUCGGGAGAGUAACAGAAGGCCUCCUGCUACCCAUAGCCGAGCAGGUUGAUGUCGUUGAGCCCGUGGCCAAGUUCACAGCGGCGCUCCGGAGCAAGCCUGGGGUACGAACUGUCUUCAAUGUUGGUCUACAAGACUGGCGGCCGACCGAAGACGUGCGGUAUGACCUGGUUUGGGUGCAGUGGUGUGUAGGCCACUUGACUGACAUACAGCUGGUGGAAUUUCUUGGCCGGUGUCAAGAGGUCCUGAACCCAGAUGGAAUUAUCGUUCUGAAAGAAAACAUGAGCACAAAGGGAUAUGAUGUUUUUGACGAAGAGGACAGCAGUGUCACCAGAGAGGAUACCAAGUUUCGGAGCAUCUUUGAACAGGCCAACUUGAAGAUUGUUGCAACGGAGCUGCAGAGAGGGCUUCCCGAGAACGGGACUAUGAGGCUUCUCCCUGUGCGGAUGUAUGCUUUGAAGCCAAUGGCUUGA
Molecule: messenger RNA, 714 nt
Organism: Trichoderma aggressivum f. europaeum
Lineage: Eukaryota; Fungi; Ascomycota; Sordariomycetes; Hypocreales; Hypocreaceae
Exons: 3
Coding region: 1-714 (237 amino acids)
Biological process (GO): N-terminal protein amino acid methylation
Cellular component (GO): cytoplasm
Molecular function (GO): N-terminal protein N-methyltransferase activity
Source: RefSeq, a predicted model, not a curated record